Messenger RNA from Dichotomopilus funicola, 618 nucleotides. Its product is annotated as kinase binding protein CGI-121-domain-containing protein. Gene Ontology annotation, biological process: tRNA threonylcarbamoyladenosine modification. Gene Ontology annotation, cellular component: EKC/KEOPS complex; nucleus; cytosol. Lineage: Eukaryota; Fungi; Ascomycota; Sordariomycetes; Sordariales; Chaetomiaceae. Bases 1 to 618 code for a protein of 205 amino acids. The record is from RefSeq and is a predicted model, not a curated record. The transcript has 2 exons.
AUGUCUCUCGAGAAGCUUCAGUUGGAGCACAUCCCUCUUGAGUACCAAGUAUACCUGGGCCUCUUCCGCAAUGUAGCCAACGCCGAUUUUCUCCACAAACAGCUCCUGUCGAGGAACAGCGAGUUCGAGUACGCUUUUAUCGAUGCUUCCACCAUCAUUUCUCGCAUUCAUCUCCUAUCAGCCGUCUACAGCGCCAUCAACAGCUUACUUAACGGGUCAUUACGGACACCCAACGUGCACUCCGAAAUCGUCAUGUCCCUGAACACGAACAAUAAUAUCUCGGACGCAUACCGGCGUUGGGGCAUCACACCAGGGAAGACAAGGGAUCUAGUCGUCGUCAAGGUCAUUCUACCGCCAAAUUCUACGGCCAACCAAAAUCUAAGCCAAACACAAACACCGGAUGAACAAACCAUAUACGGCCAUCUGGAACAACAUGUUCAAGGAACACCUACGCCUGUAACUGACGAAGAGCUCGCGCAAACUACCGACUGGGCCAAAGUGCGCAAGUAUUACCGGCUCAACGGAAUCCAAUCCCUAGAUAAGAUAAGUGAUGAGCGAGAGAAGCGGAAACAAUGCGAGAGUUUGGUCAUUGUAGGGAUGGCAUUACGAGGGUUAUAA